Molecule: messenger RNA, 1680 nt
Organism: Oryza sativa Japonica Group (Japanese rice)
Lineage: Eukaryota; Viridiplantae; Streptophyta; Magnoliopsida; Poales; Poaceae
Source: RefSeq, a predicted model, not a curated record
AUGGCAUUCAGUGAUACAGAGGAGGCAUGGAAUUUUUGGGUCACGUAUGGAGGUCGGAUGGGCUUUGAUGUUAGAAAGAAGUAUCACAAUAAAAAUCAAGUAACACAGAAAACUACAUCAGCUAGAUUUGUUUGCUCCAAACAAGGUUUUCGAGGCAAGGAUAAAAGAGAUAAUUUGACUAAGCAUCCUCGAGCUGAGACGAGAAUUGGAUGCAACGUCCGCAUGGGGCUUACACUCAAUCGAGUAAACGAAAAGUAUGAGAUAUCUGAUCUGGAAGUCAUGCACAAUCACAUACUGCAAACGCCAGAAACUUCUCACUUAAUGCCAUCUCAGCGCAAAAUAACUGAAGUGCAAGCCUUUGAAAUUGAAAUGGCAGAUGACACUAGUAUUCAGCCCAGAAUCGCUCAUGAGUUGGCUGCCCGACAUGUUGGUGGGUCAUCUAAUCUUGGCUACACUUGUCUUGAUCAGCAAAAUUAUUUGCGAACUAAACGUCAAAAGGAGUUGAAAUAUGGUGAGGCUGGGAGCUUGUUGAAUUAUUUUAAGAAUAAGGCCAUAGAUAAUCCUUCAUUUCAUUAUGCUGUGAAAUUGGAUAGUGAGGAACAAAUAACAAAUAUCUUUUGGGCAGAGAUGAUUAUAGAUUAUGCUCACUUUGGUGAUGUUGUUACCUUCGAUACAACCUUUGGGACAAAUAAAGAAAGCUGGCCAUUUGGUGUAUUUGUUGGAUUUAACCACUUUAGAGAAACUGUAGUUUUUGGUGCUGCUCUCAUGUAUGAUGAGACUUGUGACUCAUUCUGUUGGCUUUUUGACGCCUUUUUGUCAUGCCACAAUCACAAGCAUCCACAAACUAUUUAUACCGAUCAGGAUGUUGCUAUGGGAAAGGCUAUCACAGAGGUAUUUACAGAAACUCGGCAUGGCUUAUGCACUUUUCACAUAAUGCAAAAUGCAAACAAACAUAUAAAUCGUCAGAAGACUAGUGAUGGCUCUAAUGUCCUUGCUGAUUUUAGUGCUUGCAUGUGUGAACAUGAGGAUGUGGAAAAAUUUGAGGAAGUCUUUGCUGAUAUGAGGACAAAAGUUCGCAAAGGGACAUGGUUGGAUAGUGUUUAUAAGUUGAAAGAGAAGUGGGCUGAAUGCUUUAUGAAGAAUGCAUACACAUUAGGAAUGCGAAGCACUCAAUUGAGCGAGGGACUGAACAGUGAUUUGAAGGAGUAUUUAAAUUGUGAAUUAAACAUUGUACGCUUUUUCCACCACUUUGACAGAGUUGUACAAGGGAAGCGAGAUAAAGAGAUCAAAUCAGAUUUGGCGUCUCAGGCUGCAGAUUUUGAAGAGUGCUUUGCGUUUGUUGAUAAUGCUCUUGAAACCCUUGGACAGCAAGUGGAACAAAUGGUAGAAGUGAAUACAAAUAUUCAGUCGAAUUUAGAGACAGAGUUUGAGAUACCUGAAAAUGUCUCCCAAGCUAUUGGCCUAAAGAAAAAAGAGACCCGGUGUAGCACAUCGAAGCGAAAGAAGAAUUGGGCUAAGAAUGGGAAUGAAGUAGCACAUCCUGAGCCAUUAGAAGAGGACAUAUUGGAGAAUAGUACAAAAGAAUCUCACCAGGAUUUUGAAUUUUUGGGUAGCUAUACCCAGCUACUGGCGGGUGAUUCAGAUGGAUAUGAGUUAUAUUCUGAAGGAUUUCAUCAGUAG